Molecule: messenger RNA, 1751 nt
Organism: Aphanomyces invadans
Lineage: Eukaryota; Oomycota; Saprolegniomycetes; Saprolegniales; Verrucalvaceae
Exons: 2
Coding region: 177-1499 (440 amino acids)
Biological process (GO): magnesium ion transport
Cellular component (GO): membrane
Molecular function (GO): magnesium ion transmembrane transporter activity
Source: RefSeq, a predicted model, not a curated record
UAAUCGAACCGAGAAAAGAAUUUGUUUUGUCGGAAUUUUGCUUUCCAGUGGCCGCGCCACCGGUCACACAACAGAUUUGACGUCGGCAUACCGCAUCCUUCUGCCGCUGAUCGCACGAUCUGCUCGUCUGUCUUCUCCGUUCGAUCCACUAUUCGACCUUACUCCCCAUACUCGUCAUGAAGAGCGACUUCUUGGGUGCAGUCCUCGUCAUAGCCGCCGCAGUUGCGUCCAACCUUGGCGUGAAUGUCCAGAAACGAUCCCACGACCAGGAAGAUGCCAAGCCAAAGGAACAGCAGCGUUCGUACGCGCGACGUCCGUUUUGGUGGAUUGGGAUGUUCCUCGUCGUGUUUGGGUCCCUAGGGGACUUGUUUGCGCUCGGGUUUGCGCCGCAAACCCUCGUUGCGUCUUUGGGUGGUGGGUCCACGAUUGUCGCGAACGUCUUGUUUGCCCAUUUUUGGCUGAAACAACCCCUCUAUUUUACCGACGUUGUGGGGGUUGUGCUUGUGUCGACAGGGGUCGUUGUCCUCGCACUGUCGUCUGCUGAAGAAGGUCAUUAUGAAGUCGCGCAACUAUUUGACAUGAUGCGCGAGCCCGCGUUCAUUGUUUACGUCAUCUGCACGUCUAUUUUCUUGUCGUGCUUGAUUCUUCGCGUGCGUCGAAGCACGUCCCCCGCGCUCCGCGUCGUCGACGUGACGGAAGAAGUGCGCAAGAAGGAGCUGGCGGACAUCGAGAAGAGCGUGCAAGAAUCUGAAGUUUCGUCCACGACUUCGGCCACAUCGUCCGUUCGCCCAUCGAGCAAUGGGUCGAGCACUGAACACCAUGAAUCUCCAUUCCCGUCUCCCGUCCACGAAUCGGUCGAAGACAAAGGCCUGAUCAACGAAAAAUCCCCCAACGGUGGAAAGAUCCUCGUGUCGCAGAAACAAUCCCUCGUGAUCGACAAGCAUCUGCCGCUUUACUGGGCUGCGAUUUCGGGUACGCUGGGUGCUCAAUCGGUGCUGUUGGGCAAGUGUGUGAUGGAGCUCAUCAACAUGAGUUUCAUUGGCGAAAACCAGUUCAUCUACCCGGGGACGUGGAUUCUGUUGGCGGGCAUGGUUGUGUGCCUCUUGAGCCAAACGCAUGCGCUCAACAAGGCGACGAUGUGCGGAGACACGAUGUCGGCGUACCCUGUCUUUCAAGCCUUCUGGAUCGGCAUGAGCAACAUCAGCGGCAUUGUGUACUUUCAGCAAGCGCACGAAUUCAACGCCGCCCAGUGGAUCAUGUUUCCCAGUGCGUUGGCGCUCGUCAUGGUUGGCAUUAUGCUCAUUGCCAAGCACGAAAAGAUGGGCAACCACGUCAAGUAUUCGGUCGCAAUGCCGUUGCAACUGAGCAGCCCACGCCAGCAUGACAUUGUCGCGCAGUCGUUUUUGUUCAAGGAGAUGACGCCCCAACAAGACCACGGCCUCGUCGAGAUUCCCCUUAUGGACGGUACGACGCCUACGGCGGUCACGGCUGCCGUCUAGACCGCUCGCCCGGAUCGACGCUGAAGUUUCCAUAUUUAACACGACUCAAUGACAUGGCUGUUGCGUAUAUGCGUUUGGCCUCUGUCCAGCGCCACACUCGUUGACGUGGCCCAUGCACCCACUUCUCGCUUGGCACAUUACACGAACGAAGCCGUCCCGACAUGCAGCUUCCUCUUCGCGGGAUUUCAUGCCAUGGCAAAACCUUCCCGUUCUCCAUGCGUGAUGCCGUCGCAUUCCGCUCGGACAAUUUCC